AUGAUGGAAGGAACACGAAAAUCAUCAUCAUCCACAGUCAUUCAGUCACCAAAGGUUGACAGUGUGGGUAAAAGAAGCGGGAAUGCUGCUCAAACUGCUUUUGGCCUAAAAGCUGAUGUUAAAGCAGAGAAAGGAAAAGAGUUUCCAAAGAAAAUAGAAGAAAAACUUAAUGCGAAAGAGCUAGAAAGAACGCAUCUUCAAUUGAAAUCAAAGGAUGCAAAGAUAAAACAUAAUCUCAAAGCCACUUCCUUGCCAGCUUUUCACCAGGGUCAGAAAGCAUCAAAAGGCAAUCCAGAAAAGGAGCUUAUGAACAAUGAGAAGAGGAGGAAGGAGUAA
Sphenostylis stenocarpa is the source of this 336-nucleotide messenger RNA. Lineage: Eukaryota; Viridiplantae; Streptophyta; Magnoliopsida; Fabales; Fabaceae. The record is from the annotation of a GenBank genome assembly.